AUGUCUGUGUUUACAUCAACAUGUGCAUAUUAUUAUAUGACAUCAUCAAUUCAAGCUCUGAUUGGUCAAAGAGUUUGGCUAAUUAACAUAUCAAGUGAAAUCUCGCGGGAAUCGAGAGCUAUUGAUAUGUGCGAGAUAUUUCGAGACCUACAUGUACCACGGUCACUCCGAAAUCCAAGAUCGAAUAUGGAUUCUGGUCAAAAUUCUGGAACUACAGCUGUUACAGUUGACCGCUUUUCUUGGUUUUCAGAUCAUCCUAAGUACCAUGAGAUGCUGUCUUGGGGUUUUGAUGAUUCCUCACAGAUAAUUUCAGCGCUUCUGGUCUAUCUGGAUCUUUGUGAAGGAAAGAACUGGUGGCACAUGGAGAUCCAUCCAUGCUGGCCUUUGCGUAUGGCGUAUAUCACUGGUAAAGCCAAUAAGAAAGAUGACUUCACGACAGUCUUGCCUCUUCAAGCAAAGGCUUCUCUCUCUCCAGCAAGUUUGAGAAAUUUUCUUGCUGCCAUAGACACCGAGCAUUGCAACCUUCAAAGUUCCCUGAAGACCCCAUCAAAAGCAGUCAUUCCCGAAGAACACCGGGCAAAGAGGGCGCUAACUCUGGCCAUUACCGAUUCCGAUUCUACCAUAGUCUACUAUAAGAUCAGCGAUGGCCUCGUUUCCCCGGACAGUGGUCCUAAGAUUCCUAACGAGGUGGGGAGUGACGAUGGAGGCAAGGAGGAUGGGAGGGGUAAAGGAAGGGGGAAGGGGAGGGGUAAGGGUGUGAAGAGGAAGUCUGGUCACAGCGCAGUAAGCUGAAGCUGUCCUUGUUUCCCCGGACAGUGGUCCUAAGAUACCAAACGAGGCAGGGAGUAAAGAUGGAGGCAAGGAGGAUGGGAGGGGUAAAGAGGAAGGCUGGUCAUAGUGCAAUAAGCUGUCGUUUCCCCCGGACAGUGGUCCAAAGAUUCCUGACAAGGUGGGGGAAGUGACGCUGGAGGCAACAAGAAUGGGAUGGGUAAGGGAAGGGGAGGGGGAAGGGUGUGAAGAGGUAGACUGGUCAGCUGAAGAUGCCUGCAUCUCAUUGUUGUGCUGCAGAUUAGCCAUGCUUUCUGUGGCCUCUGUGAGAUGUUAGUCUCUGAUGAUUUGAUAAAGCUUGCCUUAUGCUGGAUCAUGUGUUGCACUCGUAUCCGCAGAUGCCAGUGUUGUGGUCUUCAUGGUCAGCCUCGAGGUCAAAUAUGUGGCCAUGUCCGUGAUGUUGGACCGUCAGGCCGUGGCUUUCAAGGUUUGCACACAACACUGGCAGACAGAAUAAAGCAAGUUUCCAGUACUGUCACAUUCCAUGUCCACCCUUGCUGCAAUUUGAUCUGAAUAUAAUAGAGAAACAUCAUACAAGCAUACCACUGCAAAAUUAUAUCAUUAAAUUGGGUGUGAAGUAGGUAAGUUAUGGUGAAUUGAAUUUCCUCAAUCACAAACAGAUAUAUGUACAUGCACAGCACAGGUAAGAUACAGAUGAGAGGGUCGUAUACUCGCCAUAUGCGACUUUUUAAAUGUAAUGCAUAAAAUAUCAAAUAUUUCAUUUUAUAGAUAUGAUAGACAAGAAUCGUUUGAUGAGUUAAAUAGUAACAAUUUCACAGGCUCAAUGAGGCAUCAUCUGACUGUCAAAACAUGUAUAUCAUAAGAGAAGGAAAUGUUAAUCUGUUGAUAUGCAGAAAUAAUAGUGUUUGAUCAGCUUCCUCAUUUCUCUCCUGCCCAUAUUGUGCUUAUAUCACUGUAUGUAUGAAACAAAACAAAACUUACAGAUGCCACAACUUUCUUACUGUAUAUCUGAUUAUGUUCAAUUUUCUUUCAGUGUUAGGUGUGUUUAAUUAAUCUAGUAUUCCAAUCCAAUUGUUUUUAUGUUGGACACAUGCACAAUCAAAAUGUUAAUCCUGUUUUAAUGAUCAAUGUAAAUACUGAGUACUGGAAGGAGAGAUGAACAAAAGGAGCAAAAAAUUAAAUGCUAUUUUCUUUAGUAAAAUGUUAAUCGCUUUGAAGUCACCAGUAUUUUGCUUUGUAUGCCUUGACUUUGGCAACAUCAGAAUGAUUUAAUUAUCUUUACCUUUUAUUAUUGUUAUUCUGUACAUGUCAAGGACCCCACAGGAAAUUGGCUUUCAAGCUUUUGUGGGUUAUCCUGUACAAGCCUGUUGUUUUUACUGCUAUUUUUGUAAAUAUGUUAUGGUGAUUUUCCAAAUUAAAUCAAUCAGUUAUAAUAGAUUCUUGAAAGUCUAUACACAUUCUCAUAAUUCCUCCUCUUGAUGUGAUUUGCAACGAACUAAGAACAAAUUUUUGCCUUUUUGUGUAAGGAGUGUUCACCCUAAAUAGACUGGGCUAUUCCGACGCCUAAGAAGAUGGUGGGGGGGUGGGUCAGCCCCCUUACGAUUCCGUUGAUCGUGUGAUCGCAAUGAAAAUUGGCAGGUGUGUUACCCAUGGCAUAUUCUACAAAACUUUAAAGGAAAAUGAAACCUUUGGAACAUGAUAGCUUGUGUGAAAGCAGA
Molecule: messenger RNA, 2507 nt
Organism: Lytechinus variegatus (green sea urchin)
Lineage: Eukaryota; Metazoa; Echinodermata; Echinoidea; Temnopleuroida; Toxopneustidae
Gene: tsen15
Exons: 4
Coding region: 1-792 (263 amino acids)
Biological process (GO): tRNA splicing, via endonucleolytic cleavage and ligation
Molecular function (GO): nucleic acid binding
Source: RefSeq, a predicted model, not a curated record